GCUUUUCUCCGGAGACGGAGAUCAAGGUAUCUUCUCACUCGCAAAAACCAUGCGGGUAGCAAUCUAGGCGAAAAGCCUCAAAAUGGAGACUUCCGUUAUAGAUGUGGCCCACUCCGGCCGUGCAGGACAACAGGAUGCACCAGAAUGGCAAGACACGCGGGAGGAGCAGCAUUAUCCAUCUCCGUACAGCCCCAGUGACAACGAGCAGCUGCCAUACGACGUGCCCCUCCCCAUGGGGCUGAUUCAAGAUCACCCAGAGCCACUGCUCAUCGACAGGAGGCUGAUCUCGGGCACAACGCACCAGGCUUCCGGCAAGCAGAGCCAGAACAGCGCAGCAGCAGACAGCAGCGGCUAUGAUGCCUCCAGCAGAAGGGGCGACGUGUGUGACAGCGAAGACAGCAGCGGUGCUAUGCCGGUGUGCAAUGCAGAGCCCAUGACACGGGAGGAGGCGGAUGCCUUUGACAAGGGAUCCAUGGGCUCAUGCUUUCUGGAGUUUGGCGCUUUUGGGAUGUCCCACAUGUCGAAGGGAGGCGCCAGCGACAGCAAUCUUCGGACAGCCGCCUCUCAGAGCGUUGCCGAGGCACUCCACAGGUUCCAGGCCAAAGGCGUCUUGUCAAGGCCGAGCAUGGAGGAAGGCAGGGAGGUGCAGCCGUCAGAUGGCAGCACGGACGGCGACCCGGGCUCGAACAGGAGCAGCUUUGACUCAGUGCCCGCGGCAGCGAGCAGCAGACUCUACAACAGCACAGCUUGGGAGGAUUGCAGCAAUGCCACACAGGCGCCGACCACCCAGCCAGCAACGGGUGGGCCACCCCCCGCAGUGAAGGCCCAGCAGCUUCAAGGAAGGCCUCCGCAGGCAACCGCCCAAGCAGCUGUUCAGGGCAGUGCCCCGAGCAACGCCAGGGCUGCGCACCAAGCGCUGGGCCUGGGGCUGCCCGACAAGCGCCCGCAGCUGACCCCCCUGACACCGCAGGAGGUCAUGCAGGCAAACCUGCGGCAGGGAGGACUCGAGCAAGGAAAGCAGCAGCAGCAGCAGAGGCGGGGCACGACGCCGGUGCUGCAGCAGUCGCACAUGCAGCUGAGCCUCGGCAUGGGCUUGGGCCUCACGCUGGACUUGGGCUCCUGGCACUAUGGCAUGGCGCCCGGCGGCGACGCCGCGGCCGGCCAGAAUGGCGGUGCAGUCAUCCCACGGGUCACUGCCGCCACUCACCGCCGGCGCGCUGGUGCCCCAGUCGAAGAGUUUGCAUCUGAGCAGGCGGCAGCAAAGCAGUCACAUAAUGACCCGCCAACCUGGCCAGCGCAGACCGGCGUGGCGGCUGUGUCGGUGCAGAAUGUGUGCAACAACCACCUGGGGACCGCCCUUACAGCUCCUGAUCUCAUCGCCCCCGCACCAAAGGGGCGGGCAGCACAGGAUGCAGCAAAUGCAGAGUUUGCACAGCGUUUUGCUGCGGCUGUGAAGCAGGAGGCGCUGCAGGGCCGCGAGGGCGGCGCGCUGCAGAGGCACUUCGAUGACGUGCACACAGCCGUGGCGGGUUUCAACAUGAGGAACGCUGCUCGCCUGCCUUGCAAAACCGGAGGUCAAGAGUUGAGCGUGCGGCACGAGAGCCUGGAGAGAUACCGGGACAAGAAGCGCCGCCGCGUCUUCUCCAACACCAAGACCAUCCGCUACGAGAAGCGCAAGGAAAGGGAUAUAUUACUAAUAAUAAAUGUUGUUGUGCGCAGGCCGCGCGUCAAGGGCCGCUUUGUGAAGCAGAUGGAAACGGACGGGCCCUUGGACAUGAUCGACGAGCACUGCCAAGCGCUGCCGGCACCGGACACCGACAUGGAGCAUGCCUCUGACGCAGAAUGCAGUGGGGAUGACGAGGGACCCCUCAAUUUGAAAGUGCAUGGAGAGAUGCAUGCCUCUCACAUGGACAUACACCUCAUUUGA
Coccomyxa subellipsoidea C-169 is the source of this 1927-nucleotide messenger RNA. RefSeq lists its product as hypothetical. NCBI's taxonomy places the organism in Eukaryota, Viridiplantae, Chlorophyta, Trebouxiophyceae, Coccomyxaceae. Bases 83 to 1927 code for a protein of 614 amino acids. The transcript is spliced from 8 exons. Gene Ontology annotation, molecular function: protein binding. The record is from RefSeq and is a predicted model, not a curated record.